Halichondria panicea is the source of this 974-nucleotide messenger RNA. Its product is annotated as proteasome activator complex subunit 3-like. Gene Ontology annotation, biological process: regulation of proteasomal protein catabolic process; positive regulation of endopeptidase activity; regulation of G1/S transition of mitotic cell cycle. The transcript is spliced from 12 exons. The record is from RefSeq and is a predicted model, not a curated record. Gene Ontology annotation, cellular component: cytoplasm; proteasome activator complex; nucleoplasm. Gene Ontology annotation, molecular function: endopeptidase activator activity. The coding region runs from base 120 to 887 and encodes 255 amino acids. NCBI's taxonomy places the organism in Eukaryota, Metazoa, Porifera, Demospongiae, Suberitida, Halichondriidae.
UCAAAUGGGAAAUUGGUCACCCACGUGUGCAUGAUAACAAUACAAAUUCUAUAAACUCUGUGUAUGCUUCUACCGAGUAGUAAACAGAGCUGAGAGAUUGUUACUUCACCGUGUCUACCAUGGAGUAUUAUGAAGUAUUUCACAACAUUGAGGAGAAUGAAGAGAUAAAAAAGUACAAGCAAGAUCUUACCAAACAGGUAGAGAAGCUUGUAGUUGAAGUCUUUCCUAGACAGAUGGUGGAACUCGGCCAGCUCUUAGAGACUGAGAGGUUCAAUGUGACUGAUCUGUCAGUCUUCCAUUCUGAUCUGAGAAUACCCUCACCUGCUGACAUCAACGGAUCACCACCAGAUAAUCCGCCAGCGAAAAGAAAACGAACAGUCUCAGACACCUUGAAUGAUACUGCAACACCAGUAGGAACCAAGCAAGCACCUCUAUUCAAAGGGUAUGUCCCUUCCAAUCCAAAACUUGUGGAGAUUGUCGACUGCCUGAAGCCGAAAAUUAUUGAUACGAUGAACAGAUGCAACACAAUUAAAGUAUGGAUUCAAUUGAGAAUACCUAAAAUCGAGGAUGGCAACAACUUUGGUGUUAGUAUUCAGGAGGACAUCCUUGCUGAAGUUAGUAAGGCAGAAGCAGAUUCAGCCAAGUUCAUGGAACAGAUUUCUAGAUACUUCAGUGUUAGAGCAAAACUUGUCUCAAAAGCUGCCAAGUACCCACAUUUGGAUGACUAUCGUCGAGGGAUCAAUGAGUACGACGAGAAAGUGUUCCUAAGUUUCAAGAUAAUGUUGAUGGAAUUGAGGAACAUUUAUGCUAUUCUCUAUGAUGUCAUAAUCAAGAACUUUGAAAAGAUCAAGCAGCCACGCAGCUCCCACGCCAACUCUCUCUACUGAGGCAUGAAACUGUUCCUUAGAUUGCACUAUAAGUCUUAGUUUUCGCAUGACAUCAUUAUUGCUUAAUGCAUCAGCUAUCAUUGAAAA